AUGAAGAUUGAAAAGAGAAUGAGAAAAGGCUGCAAAGUUAGCGAAAGAAGGGUCCAUUUUGAAAAGCACUGUGUAGUCGAUCUUCCCGUAGAAAGAACCCAAGAGACUUUACCGCAAGAAAGACGGAGAAAAGUACAUAAAAAGAAGCUACAAUGUACAAAAAAGCGAUCAUGCAUGGAAAAUUAA
Molecule: messenger RNA, 186 nt
Organism: Acanthoscelides obtectus
Lineage: Eukaryota; Metazoa; Arthropoda; Insecta; Coleoptera; Chrysomelidae
Source: the annotation of a GenBank genome assembly